This is a messenger RNA of Acanthosepion pharaonis, 915 nucleotides long. The record is from the annotation of a GenBank genome assembly. NCBI's taxonomy places the organism in Eukaryota, Metazoa, Mollusca, Cephalopoda, Sepiida, Sepiidae.
AUGUCUUUCGAUAUUCCUUUUCCUUCUUUCUUUUUUUCUUCCCAAUUAUAUUUUUUUCUGCAGCCCUUCUCUCCUUCUUUCUUGCUUCUUCAUUUGGUUAUUUCCAUUUUACUCUCAAAUAUUUAUUCCUUCCUUCUUUUGUUGCUAAUUUCUACGAUCUUUCUUUCUUUCUUUCUUUCUUUCUUUCUUUCUUUCUUUCUUAACUAUUUCUUUCUUAUUGCUUCCUUAUUUCCGCUCAUCUUUCUCUCUUUCGUCUCUUUCUUCUUUCAUUCAUUUAGUCAUUCUUUCUUUCCUUUGUCUUUUCAAUAUGUUAUUUCAACCUUCCAUGAUAGAUUUCUUUCUUUUUUUCAUUCUUAUAUUCUUCUUUCCUUCCAUUUUGUAUUUGUUCAUUAUUUCGUAUCGGCCUUUCUUUUUUUAUUUUCUUUUUCUACUUUCCUUCCUUUAUUUUUCUGUUCUUCAUUAAUUUCUUCUUUCAUUAUUUCCUUACUCCACUACAUCUUUUCUCCCUUCUUUUUAUCAUACCUCCCUCCUGCUAUUCAUCUUCAUUUCUCUCAUCUUUUAUCCCAACCUUCACACAGUCUGUCCUCCUUUCCUUCGCAUUUUUCUUUCUUUUCUUUCUUUCUUUCUUUCUUUCUUUCUUUCUUUCUUUCUUUCUUUCUUUCUUUCUUUCUUUCCACCCAUAUUUUCUCCAUUCAUUCUCUCUUUCCUUCUUUCUACUUCUCAUCCCUUUAUCCUUCUAUCCUUUCAUCCUCUCUUCCUCCCAGUUUUCCUUCGUUCUUUGCUUUGCCCAUUCUUUCUUUCCUCCCAUUUUCUUCCUUACGCUUUUCUUUCCUCUUUUUCUCGCUUUUUGUCCUUCCUUCUCUUUUUCUUUCUCCCCUUUUUUUCCUUAUAUUCUUCAUCCUUUACUUUGCCUAA